AUGCGGCUCCUGCAGCGCACCGGCGGCAUAUUCAAGCCGACGGAGGAUCUCCUUCACAAUAUGCCUCCCUAUGCCAUACUCUCGCAUACAUGGGGCUCCGAAGAGGUUACCUACAAUGACUUGGUCGCCGGCACGGGGCAGGACAAGGCCGGCUAUCAGAAGAUUGAGUCCUGCGCGAAGCAGGCCAGCAGCGACGGCCUCGACUACUUCUGGGUUGACACAUGCUGCAUUGACAAAACUAAUAGCACCGAGCUGUCUGCAGCAAUCAAUUCUAUGUUCCGCUGGUACCAAAACGCAGCUCGAUGCUACGUAUAUCUGUCGGACGUCUCGGUUGCUGGCUGUAGACGUAAGCGGAAGAGGAAGCAAUCUGAGCCAUGCGAACGGGCGUUCCGGGAGAGCAGGUGGUUCACGCGGGGUUGGACACUCCAAGAACUUCUAGCGCCAAAAUUAUUCGAGUUCUUCUUGAAGGAUGGUCAGCGACUCGGUGACAAGAGAUCUCUUAAGCAAGAGAUUCACGAGAAAACAGGAAUCCCGAUUCUCGCACUGCACGCAACCGACUUCGCACACUUCAGCGUCGAUGAGCGGUUCCAAUGGGCCGCCACGCGGGAGACCACGCAAGAGGAGGACUGGGCCUAUUGUCUCCUGGGUAUUUUUGGCAUUCACAUGCCUCUUAUAUAUGGAGAAGGGAAGGAAAACGCGGUCCGUCGGCUGAAAAGAGAGAUUGCCAACCCUGAUUUGCAACGAGCGCUUCGCAUACUUCAAGAACACUCCGUCGGCGGUGCGGCAUUCGACUCCGCCGCCGAGGGCGAUGGUGCAAAGUGCUACACCGGCACCCCAGUCGACCUCCUCGCCCGCAUACACGAAUGGGCCGCCGACCCGGCCGCCGAGUCCAUCUUCUGGCUCAACGGCAUGGCCGGCACCGGAAAGUCCACCAUCUCUCGCACCGUCGCGCAAACCAUGUGCGAAAAGGGACAGCUCGGUGCCAGCUUCUUCUUCAAGAGAGGCGCCGGCGACCGCGCCACGACCGCGCGCUUCUUCCCCACAAUCGCCGCUCAGCUGGUCCUCAGAGAGCCGUUAAUGACCGCACAUCUCCAAAGUGCAAUCGACUCGGGCGUGCUCAGCAAGACCAUGCAAGAACAGCUGGACAAGCUCAUACUGGGGCCGCUCUCGGCAAUCUCUCACGACGCCGCGAGCCCGUCGAGCCUUAUCGUUGUGGUCGAUGCCCUCGACGAGUGCGAGGGAGGUAAGGAUGAGAUUGGCCGCCUAAUCGGCCUGCUGUUCCGCAUCAAAACAUUGCAGUCGGCACCCGUUAAAAUCUUUAUUACGAGUCGGCCCAAGCUGCCGAUUCGCUUCGGCUUCAAGACUGUUGGCGAGAAAUAUGACGGCGUUGUUCUCCAUGAGAUUCUACGAGACAUAGUUACACAAGAUAUCAGGGUAUACCUGACGGUUAAGCUCACCGAAGUCAGGAAUAGCUAUAACGCCACGGCCAUAGUGAAGCUGCAAUCAGAUUGGCCAGACCAGUCAAGCAUCGACAUCCUCGUCGACAUGGCCGUCCCGCUAUUCAUCUUUGCCGCCACUGUCUGCCGAUUCAUCCAGUCAGACCACAGCUCCCCAAAGGCACAGCUCAGCAAAUUUCUCCAGUAUCGCAACAUAUCGCAGCUCGACGCUACAUACCUUCCGGUCUUAAGUCAGCUGCUCUAUGUCAGUGACCUCGAAAGGCAUGAGGUAGUCGAAACAUUUCGAGAUAUUGUCGGCACCAUCGUUCUGCUUGAAACCCCUCUAUCGAUUCAUUCACUUGCAAGAUUCGUCCAGGAAGAUGUCGGCAAAAUCUACGACUCACUACAGUUACUCCACUCCGUUCUCAGCAUUCCAUCUGACAUCAAUGCUCCUAUCACAACCUACCACCUUUCCUUCCGCGACUUCGUUGUCGAUCCGAAAACGAAGCAGCUUACUAUCGACUCAAAAAAGGGCGAGCUAAACCCAUUCUGGGUGAAUGAGCAAGCCACACACCGGCGAAUGGCCGCAAACUGCCUGCGAAUCCUCAACGGACACCUGAGGACAGAUAUCUGCGGAAUUAAGUGGCCAGGAACCGCUCGCUCUGAGAUUGAUCCUCGGCGCGUUGAGAUGGCCUUGUCACCUGAAUGGCUAGAAGCAUUAAGCAUAAUAGGAAGAGCUUCAGAAAGUAUCGCCAUUAUAAAGACGUUACAAUCCCUCGUCAAGCUAUACUCGUCUGUACUUGGCUUUACGCCGCAGAGGAGUAUAGCACUGGGAAUGUUUGAGGAGAUAAUUCCUAAUUGGAUUUCCUUACGGCCAGAGGCUGAGACGAACUGGAGUUAUUGUCUACAGAUCCUUGAGGGCCAUAGCGCCCCGGUCAGCUCGGUCGCGUUCUCGCCUGACUCGGCGCUCGUGGCCUCGGGCUCCUGGGAUCAGACGGUACGGCUCUGGCGCAGCGAUACGGGCGAGUGCGUGCAGGAACUCAAGGGCCAUAGCGACUCGGUCAGCUCGGUUGCGUUCUCGCCUGACUCGGCGCUCGUGGCCUCGGGCUCCCGCGACAGGACGGUACGGCUUUGGCGUAGCGAUAUAGGCGAGUGCGUGCAGGAACUCAAGGGCCAUAGAUGGGAAGUCAACUCAGUGGCGUUCUCGCCUGACUCGGCGCUCGUGGCCUCGGCGUCCGGCGAUAACACGGUCUGGCUCUGGCGCAGCGAUACGGGCGAGUGCAUGCAGCAGGUGGACAUGGGCGCACAUGUUACCGAUCUUUCAUUUGAGCCUGAUGGUUCGCGGCUGCGUACUAGUUUUGGUGCCAUUACUAUACCCAAGCUGCCGUUUGUGGGCCAAACUGCAGUAACCCAAGUAUCUACAGCGCCCAUCAUGCCCGAGUCAAGGAAAGGCUAUCGCUUCGGCUACGGCUUUAGUCCAGACCGUAGCUGGAUUACAUGGCACGGAUAUAACUUGCUAUGGCUACCGGCCGAGUUCCUGCAUGAUGAUUCGAGUAGUUUCCAUUUAACGCCAUCACGACUUGCGGGCCAACUCGGCUGA
Lasiosphaeria miniovina is the source of this 3036-nucleotide messenger RNA. RefSeq lists its product as uncharacterized. Gene Ontology annotation, molecular function: protein binding. Bases 1 to 3036 code for a protein of 1011 amino acids. Lineage: Eukaryota; Fungi; Ascomycota; Sordariomycetes; Sordariales; Lasiosphaeriaceae. The record is from RefSeq and is a predicted model, not a curated record. The transcript is spliced from 4 exons.